CACAAACCUUAUCUAGUCAAGGAGUCUGGUCGAAGAAGAGUUUUACGUGCUUCAUCUUGAGGGCAUUUCCUUCUACUGAUAAAGGUAUCCCUCUGAUUAGGAAGAAAUAUAGUAGAACUCUUUGAAAAUGGAUGUUUUCACAUGGUUUUCUUCAGAUACCAAAAGCCGGCAGUCACUGAAAUAAGGACUUGAAGUUCCUUCCUCUUUUUUUAUGUCUUAAGAACAGGAAAUAAGAAAUGAAGAGGAUACUCAGGGCGGAGCUCUGACUCUCGUCUUGCUCUACUCUGGCCCAGCAGAACAAAGUUACUGAAGUGAUGACGGGAACAGGGGAGAACAAUGCUUUAUUUGGGCUGGAUGUUUCUUUCUCUUGUCGCAGGAGAGAGGAUGAAAGGACUUAAUAUUUCAGAUUGUUACACAAGAAAACUCCUUUGGAUAUAUUCUUCAAGGAGUGAUGAAGAGUUUGUCUUAUUUUGUGAUUUGCCAGAGCCACAGAAAUCACAUUUCUAUCACAGAAGUCAACGCUUACCAACACAAGGCCCUGAACACCUGCCCUGUGGGGAUAGUAAGGACCUGUCUGAUGUCCAGUGGUACCUACAACCUAAGAGUGGAGAUCGAUUAGAGGAAAUUACAGAAAGCUCUUCUCGCCACAUCAUUCAGGAGAAGAAUACACUUAGUUUUUUGGCCCCAGAGAUGAAUACUGCUGGGUCAUAUAUUUGUAGACCCAGGAUUGGGAGCUCUCAGGAUGUGGCCUGUUGUGUCAAGACAGUCUUAGAAGUUAAGCUCCAGCCAAAUGCAUCUUGUGAGAACCCCGCAUUACACAAGCAAUACCUACUUCUUGGUAGCACUAACUCCAUUUAUUGCCCCAGUCUCAGCUGCCAAAGUGGUGUACAAAGUCCAGAGGUGACCUGGUACCAGAAUGGAAAACUUCUCUCUCAACAAAGGAGCAACCCAAUGGUAGUGUUUGGAGUUUAUGACUUUCACCAGGGUACAUAUGUAUGUGAUUACACCCAGUCGGAUAACACAAGUUCAUGGACAGUCAGAGCUGUUGUUCAAGUGAAAACCAUUGUGAAAGACACUAAUCUCAAGCCAGACAUUCUGGAUCCCAUCCAGGACACACUGGAAGUAGAACUUGGAAAGCCAUUAACCAUUAGCUGCAGAGCACGAUUUGGCUUCGAAAGGGUCUUUAAGCCUGUGAUAAGAUGGUACAUCAAAGACCCUGACCGGGAGUGGGAAGUCUCGGCACCUGAGGCCAAAAGUAUUAAAUCCACUCUAAAAGAUGAAAUCAUUGAGCGUGAUAUAAUCUUGGAGGAAGUUACUCAGAGUGAUCUUCGCAGGAAGUUUGUUUGCUUUGCCCAGAACUCCAUCGGGAACACAACCCAGUCCAUCCAACUGAAGGAAAAGAAAGGAGUGCUGUUCCUGUACCUCCUGCUUGGCACCGUCGGGGCGCUGGUGGGCAUGCUGGCCGCGGGCGCGCUGCUCUACAGGCACUGGAUUGAAAUAGUGCUGCUGUACCGAACCUACCAGAGCAAGGACGAGACGCUCGGGGAUAAAAAGGAAUUCGACGCUUUCAUAUCCUACGCGAAAUGGAGCUCUUUUGAGAGUGAGGCUGCGUCAUCUCUGGGUGAAGAACAUUUGGCCCUGAAUCUGUUUCCUGAGGUUUUGGAAAACACAUAUGGCUACACCUUGUGUUUGCUCGAAAGAGACGUGGCCCCAGGAGGAGUCUACACAGAAGACAUUGUGAGCAUUAUUAAGAAAAGUAGAAGAGGAAUAUUUAUCUUGAGCCCCAACUACAUCAAUGGACCCUCCGUCUUCGAACUACAAGCAGCUGUGAAUCUUGCCUUGGCUGAUCAAACACUGAAACUCAUUUUAAUUAAGUUCUGUUGCUUCCAAGAGCCAGAGUCUCUACCUCAUCUUGUGAAAAAAGCUCUCAGGGUUUUGCCCACGAUCACCUGGAGAGGCUUAAAAUCAGUUCCUCCCAGUUCCAGGUUCUGGACCGAAAUGCGCUACCACAUGCCCGUGAAAAACUCUAAAGGAUUCACGUGGAACCAGCUCAGGAUUAUCCCAGGGGUUUCUUGCUGGGAAAGACUCAGUAAAACAGAAGCCACUGGGAGGAGCUCCCAGCCCAGCAAACGGUGGAGCCACCUCCCUUCCAGUCCCAGGGACAGAGAUAUUGCUGGGCAGAACACACAGCACGGAUCAGGCUGAUAGGAAAUUGAAACAGUUUUCCGACAGCCACAAACAAGCCUGAGAGACACUGAGACGAGACUGAGGCUGUGGUUUGGAGCCUUUGAUUUCCUGGACUGGACAAAGGGAGAGUAAAUCCCCUAGACCUUGUGUACACUCAGCACACAACACGCCUGAGAUCUUCCCAGUGGUCUGAGCAGAAUCAGCAGGUGCAGCUGCCUGGUGGCCAUGGACUGCCACAUCUACCCUGUAUUAUACAUAUGACUUUAUGUACACUUGCUGUCAAAUAAAUAUUUUUAUUAGAAAUGGGUGAUUUAAACUCUGCCUAAAGCAUUUCUGUAAAGAAGGCAGUUUUUAUUCCAUGUUCUCCCAUCACCUCUGGAGCAUAAAAAGUAAGUGUCAAAGAUGGAGACGUAUGGGACACAGAGUAGACAGGGCUGUUGUUAGUUUCUACUAUGUCCUUACAGGAGGUGCUGCCUGUGGGUGGAAGGGCUGAUGUAGUCUGUGCCAGGAUAUAGGCUUGGGGAGAAGCAUAGGGUUAAUCUUAGUUCCUCCUUGUGAUGUUGGUCAGAGACCUUUGUUCUGGACAUAAAGUAUGCAGCCUCACCCUGGACCACUGGAAAUAAGAGCCAAUUAAGCCAAAAUUAUUAGGCCAGUGAGGAGACAGGGAAUGUGUGAGCAGUUCCAUACAACUUAGAGAGGCAUUGGCAAGAGUCAACAGCCACGCUAAGAGUCUGAGAAAUCAAUGCACACACUGGUUAAAAGGCAGCGAGAGUGGAGCUUGAACAGGCUUUAGCCUGAGCCAUUUGCGUACUGUGUGCUUCCUGACCUAGUGGUCUCAGUCUCAGCCCCCCUAAGUAAUGGAGUGAUGGGCUGGAGGGCUAGACAAGGCUAAUUUCACUCUCAUAAUUUUGUGUUCUUUACAAGAGUUCAACCUGCGGUUAAAAUAGUGUUCUAGUCACACAUGGACAUCAAACCCUCACGCUCUGUCCUCCCUGAUGGGAUGGAGUGAUUCAUCUUUUGAGCAAUACAGAAAAGCAACUUUUGGACUCAUUCACAUGUAAUGGGUCACAUCCACGCAAUGUGAUCAAGUUCAGAGUGGCUAAAUGUCACGGCCAUCUGGCCACUCCUGGUGCCUGUGCGAAACGCUCUUCUGCUCAUUCUUCGCAGAGGCACCCACAUCAUAAAAACCACGGUGGCUUUGGCACCAAGCAACAUCCUUGUUGGAAAUUUCAGUGAUAGAGUUAACGAUGAGUUAAAGGGUAUAAAUUAUUCCUGGAGGAAGUUUCUGGUGGGAAGGAUCAUUGCAGGGUGUCAGUGGGGAGGAACCCACACUGUCAUUGUGCCUUUGUGCCCCGGUGAUGGCCAGGAUCCCUGGCUUUUCUGCCAGCUGCUCUCUGAGAUUUAAGGCUCAGAAAUUUCUGUUGGCCAGUCCAUUCAGGUUUAUCUUAUUCUCAGAUAGAUGUUACUGUAACUGUGCUCUCCAGAGGUCUAGAGUUUUGUCCUUAGCUUUAUAGGAAAUCAAACUGAGCCUCAGGUUCAUGCAUACACAAAAGGAUAUAUAUCUAGCUCUGAUAUUUACAGGAUAUAGUCUUUCCAGGUUAGUAGGUACCCUGAACAUGAUAAAUUAGCAUUCAGAACAAAGGUUAUUUAUAUUUCUUACAUGUAAGUCAACCAAAACAAAGCAGAUAACCAAAACAAGUGUUCUAUGUAUAAGAGACUGGUUGUAAUCAAACAAUUGGAUGCAGUGGAAUAUAAUUAGUAAAAAAGUAUUAUUAUUAUGAGGUUCUCUUUCACUUUGAAAAAGUGUGGAUGAUGAAAAGUUUGGAUGAUGGCCAGCCUAUUUCUAAUACACACUGUAGAGUCCUCCUUCCUGACCCUACAUAAUAGCCUCGGCAUUUUUCACAGUUUUCCCAGUCUCUGUUAGUUUUUAAUAUCUGCAUUUAACCUAUCUGUUAGUUCCAGGUUGUAAUUCCAGGUAAGAUGCAGUAAACACACAUCAUCCUGUCUCUUCCUCAUAUUUCAGCUACAAAACCUGUACAAAAUGCA
This is a messenger RNA of Microcebus murinus (gray mouse lemur), 4233 nucleotides long. RefSeq names its product interleukin 18 receptor accessory protein (gene IL18RAP). Gene Ontology annotation, molecular function: interleukin-1 receptor activity; interleukin-18 receptor activity. NCBI's taxonomy places the organism in Eukaryota, Metazoa, Chordata, Mammalia, Primates, Cheirogaleidae. The record is from RefSeq and is a predicted model, not a curated record. Gene Ontology annotation, biological process: interleukin-18-mediated signaling pathway.